AUGUCGCCUGAAAAAUCCACAACCGCCGUAGUACAGCCGGAAAUAGAUGAAACGUCCGACGCUCGAAACGAAGCUAGACUAAAAAUCAUGGAGCUAGCUAACAUGAUAAGCAUACCCAUGGCAUUAAACGCCGUCGUACGCCUCAAAGUAGCCGCCGCAAUCUGGUCAUCUGGCGCCAACACCCCUCUCACCGCUGCCGAGAUCAUCCCUCUUAUCCUCCCCAACAACCCCGACGCUGAUGCCGAUAACCUCGCCCGCCUCCUCCGCCUUCUCACCACCUAUGGCGUGUUUUCCGAGCACCCACCUAUGGCCGGCGACGGUCGCCGGAGAUACUCAUUGACGGAGGUCGGCCGGACUUUGGUCCCCGGCGGCGGUGGCGGCGGUGGUGGCGGCGGUGAUGGGUUGUCGUACGGGGAGUACGUGCUGCAGCACCACCAGGAUGCGUUGGUGCGGGCGUGGACGUUGGUGGAUCAUGCGGUGGUGGGCCCAACGUCGAAGACCCCGUUCGAGGUUGCGAAUGGGGAGCCAGCGUAUGAUUACUACGGGAAGAAUGAUGAGAUGAAUGAGCUGAUGCAACGGGCAAUGGCUGGGGUGUCGGUACCGUUUAUGAAGGCGAUUGUUGGUGGUGGGUAUGAUGGGUUUGAUGGGGUGGGGAGAUUGGUGGAUGUAGGCGGGAGUGCUGGUGAUUGUUUGAAGAUGAUUAUGAGCAAGUAUAGUUGUAUUAAAGAAGGGAUUAACUUUGAACUUCCUGAAGUCGUUGCUCAAGCUCCUCAAAUCCCAGGUGUGACUCAUGUAGGCGGAGACAUGUUCAAGUCGAUUCCUUCGGGUGAUGCAAUCUUCAUGAAGUGGGUACUAACAACAUGGAGUGACGAUGAAAUCAAGUUGAUCAUGAAAAACUGCUACGAGGCCCUUCCUGCAGGAGGGAAAUUGAUUGCCUGUGAGCCAGUGUUACCUGAUACAUCAGAUGACAGUCAUCGGACACGAGCCCUUCUUUCUGGAGACAUAUUUGUCAUGACGAUCUAUGGGGCUAAAGGCAGGCACAGGAUGGAGGAAGAGUACCGACAGCUCGGAAUCUCAGCAGGUUUUCCACAUUUCAGGGCAGUACACAUUGAUUACUUCUUCACCGUCCUUGAAUUCCAAAAAUGAUUCUUGUAAUAGGUAAUUGGGGUUAGGGUUACAUUUCAUGUUUAGAGAUGUUACAUACACAGUGGAAUGGCCUAAAUAAGAUCAGAUGUAUUGUCAUCCUCUUCAUUAGUCAUAAAUCUUUUCAUAGCACUAUUGGAGUAUUGGUGCCUUGAUUAGUUGGCUCUAUCACACUCCCAGCUUAUGUAUACAAUAUGUGAAAUGUAUGAAAUCAAUCUCUGGCCUUUUAUGCAAUUUAUUUUGGGUCUGAAUUUUAAUCA
Messenger RNA from Chenopodium quinoa (quinoa), 1403 nucleotides. RefSeq names its product caffeic acid 3-O-methyltransferase-like. Gene Ontology annotation, biological process: methylation. NCBI's taxonomy places the organism in Eukaryota, Viridiplantae, Streptophyta, Magnoliopsida, Caryophyllales, Amaranthaceae. Gene Ontology annotation, molecular function: O-methyltransferase activity; S-adenosylmethionine-dependent methyltransferase activity. Bases 1 to 1146 code for a protein of 381 amino acids. The record is from RefSeq and is a predicted model, not a curated record. The transcript is spliced from 3 exons.